Messenger RNA from Brachypodium distachyon (stiff brome), 1786 nucleotides. RefSeq names its product nucleolin-like. The transcript has 7 exons. The annotation marks the transcript as partial. Lineage: Eukaryota; Viridiplantae; Streptophyta; Magnoliopsida; Poales; Poaceae. The record is from RefSeq and is a predicted model, not a curated record.
GUUUUUCCUACAGCCAAUGGCUUUCGGUGACGAUAACACGGGUACCGUUGGCGAAGAUGAUGGUGGAGGCAGCCGCACUCAACCAGCUGUUGAGACUGCAUAGCCCACGGCUCCCGGGGACGAUAAUAUGGACACCAGCGGUGAAGGUGAUGCCGGAGGCAGCAGAAGCAAACUGCCUGUUGAGACAGCACGUGCUCAUGCUCGAAAUCCGCAAAAAGACGCAGAUUCUAUAAACGGGCUGCAAAGCACACGAAGCCACCUGGUGGACCAGAGGAAGGUCAAGAACAAGAUCUGCAAGUUGAAGAACAAGCCCCGCAAGUUGAAGAACAAGCCUCGCAAGUUGAAGAACAAGCUGCGCAAGUUGAAGAAGGAGCCGCGCAAUAGAUUGCAAGAAAAGGGAAGGGACUCAGAGCUAGAGCUCCUGACCCCAAGAAUGAAUCGGGCCUCGCCCUCCAGGCUUUUCAAGCUGAAUGAGUUGCUCAACGACAAUCAAAUCAAAGUCACUGAGAAUUAUGGUUUUGGGGGGCUAACAUACGUCCCAGCAACCAUGUCUGAUAAAAUGACCAAGUAUCUCAUGUCGUGCUACCACGCCGACUCCUGCGAGAUGGUAUUCCUAGAGAGGGGCAAGAUCGCCGUGGAUGCAAACAGUGUGAAGUGGAUCUGAGAUCUUUGUAAAAAGGGGAGGCCGGUGCCAUACGUGGUAGAUCAGGACGCCAACCACACCAUCAUUGAAAUGUAUGGCAUGGAGAAUGCCAAAUCAGCACAGCUGUCCACCUGGGUCGAUAUGAUAAAGGACAUGAACGGGACAGCAGAUGACAACUUUUUUAGAGCAUGGCUCAUCACAGCGAUCAGCGGGUUCUUCCGCCCCAGCACCAGCACAAAAGUGAGCCCACAAAGCUUUCCGGCGGUGCUCGACCUAACAAAGUUGUCAGAUUUGGGUUUCUGUCAAUUUGUGGUAGAUUCUAUCCAACACGCAUUCCUUGAUCUUGGUGACAAGAAAAAUUCGAUGUCGUGUUGUGUAUUUCAUCUUCUGCAGAUGUUAUACCUGGACUCCCUUGCCCACGGCGAGCACAUCACCGGCUGCAGGAUGAGGGUUCAAGCAUGGACCCCAGCUCUUAUUAAGAAAGUCAUGAAGAAGUACACAAAGGAGGAUGGGCAGUUCGGCAAGUUGCCGCUAAAGGACGUCUAUGCUGGAGCAACUCAGGUCGAAGAAACAAAUGUAUUGUAUGGAGGACCAGCUGCUGCGGGAAAGUUUGUCGCAUCUAAACUACCAACGAACACAAGUGCAAAUAAGAAGAGGAAAAUUGCUGAUCUUGUCAACAGCUUUUGCACUGAUAUCUCAAAGCACAUAUCAAUGAAGAUGAGUGCGUUCGUGCAAGGCAUAGCAAAGAUAUAUGAGGAAUCUGAUGGAGCAAGCAGCAGUAACCCUACAAGGAAGAGGCCUCGCACGGAGGAUGACGAAAGCGAGUUUGAAGACAGCGAAGACAGUGUAGAAGAAGAUGAAGAGGGGGCAACGGGUGACGAUGACGAUCACACCGGAGAUACCAGCAAUGAGCACACCAGCUCCGAGGAGUCCGGCAGCGACGGUGACGGCGCCGGCAAAGGUACAGAAGAGGCGGCACCAAGGAAUGACGAAGGCAACAGCAAUGGCAAAGAUGACGACGACGAAGAAGAUGAAGAAGAAGACGACAAAGAAGAUGAAGAUGGGACAGGCGAAGAAGGCAACACCAGCGGCGAAGAUGACGACGAUGACCAAAGCGGAUCCGGAGGUGUCGCCGAGGGCGAG